GUGAAGAUUUAUGCACGAACGAGUACUCUUAUGCUAGAAGACAAUGUGGCGGAUUGUGUGCAGGAAGAGCUGGUGCACAAACAUUUUACUGUCAUCUGGGAUGUGCUGAAAAUGCAACAAAUGCAGGAGAAUAUACUGCCUGUAAAGAUGGUUGCAGAGGUGCAAAUCUAACUGAAACGAAUUGUCGAAUCAACUGUGAAUUGAUUACUCAGAAUGACUACAUGUGUGGAACCAUUUGUGGUGACGAUAUCCCAUCAUUUCUACAACGUUGUUUAUUUGUAUGCGCCAAAACACAUGCUCCUAAAGAAGAGUGUGGUAAGUAA
Molecule: messenger RNA, 323 nt
Organism: Trichobilharzia regenti
Lineage: Eukaryota; Metazoa; Platyhelminthes; Trematoda; Strigeidida; Schistosomatidae
Source: the annotation of a GenBank genome assembly